AGUCUGUUAAGUGUUAAGACUCAGCCCUUCCUGCCUGUGCAUCUCGAAAGCUGUAGUCUCUGAUCUAUGACAGCAUGAACCAACUUUAUAUCCUUUUACUGGCCCUUUGGUCAGCUUUCAAUUCGUCUGAUGCGUGGGACCCAGAUGAACGUACAACAAGAGAUCCAAGGCAGAUGAUGAACGAGAGUCAUCCAACAUUUUCAACAGAUAUUUACCCAAUGGUUUUGGAAGAAGAAGAUCUAGAUAGUUGGGGAACUGCGUUUGAUGUAUAUGAGCCCGAGUCUGACAAUGUCCCAGAGCUCAACAUCGCAGUGUACCGACAGAUAGAGGACAGAGAGCAUGUGAUCGUGCUGUGCAAGUUUGCAGAAAUGUUUAGAAUGACAUACAGAGGGUCUUUUGAGCUGUCUGUGGAGAGUGAACUGGACUACACCAUAGAACCAGUGGAAUUCUUUCCUUUUUAUUAUUCAGAAAUGCAGGUGUUUCUGGUCACUGUGCGUCCACCUGCUUCCUUCACCUGUGUUCAUGAGAUUGAUUCUGAUCUAGAUGUCAGGAACCUGCGCAGCCAGACCUACAAUUACAGUGGGUCAGUCUCAGAUCAUCCUGAAGAAGGAGCAUCUUUAUUAUACAUCUGCUUUUCCUCCUUCAUUGCUGUUGGUCUCUUCAUCAUGACUGCAGCAGUGAUUGUGAUCAACAUCAGGAGCAAAACUAAAGACACCAACUCCACAGCAGUUACCGACAAUGACUACAUGGAAGCAUGAAAAAUCCCUUUCAGAAGAAAACAGAACAGGCCUGAAGAA
Messenger RNA from Cyprinus carpio (common carp), 797 nucleotides. RefSeq lists its product as uncharacterized. The coding region runs from base 75 to 758 and encodes 227 amino acids. The transcript has 7 exons. Lineage: Eukaryota; Metazoa; Chordata; Actinopteri; Cypriniformes; Cyprinidae. The record is from RefSeq and is a predicted model, not a curated record.